AUGGAAACUUCUGACCAGGAAAAUAAAGCUCUUGACGCAUCAAUCGAAUCCGUUUCCGUCAUCAAAAAAGUUGAUACCUUGGCCAAGAAAAUUACAUCUCUCCGCGGAUCUACAAAUAUCGGCACCUCAAAGUACAUCAAAGAUAAAUUUGGUGAGGAAGUCCCAGCUCUUGGACAGAAGUGGUGGUCAAAUAGUUUAGCUGAUCCUCCCGCGAAAGGCGUCCACGAAGCAAGACAUUUUCCAGAAAAUUGCAUCACCUUUGACACCAAAUAUACCAUCAACUACUACAACGAAGAAGGUGUACCAAUCGAAAGCCCUAUUGAAGAAGCCAUCGAGGAACCUAUUCGAGUAAAGAAAUUAAUGUGGAACAGAGAAAGAGUCUCUGAGCCCGCUGAUACUGUUCCCGCCAGCGAUCUAGCGAUCAAUCCCCGAGAGCUUAUCGAAAUGGAAUCAGAUACCUUAAAACACCCAAAACAGUCCGCCAACAACGAUCACUUUAACGAUAAUUCUGAAGUUGAUCCUGCACCCAUCCAAAAUCAAUUUGCAGACGAGCCUACUACAAUGCCAGUCAUCAACCAUCAAGAGAAAUAUGCAACUAGUGGCAGCUACGAUAUCAAUUCCGAAAUCGGUCACUCAGCUUUUGAAAAUCAACGCGCGGGAGAGUCUUUCACUGCAAUGCCAGUUUCUCACGAUCGGGAGAAAUCUGCGAUUGAAAACAGUUUCGGAAACAAAAUCUCUAAUACUAUGAGGAACUUGGCUGCUAAAGGACUACAGGUGGUCAAUGAUUUAGAUGAGAAAGCUGCUGCUCGCGCUCAAUUUUUCGAUGACAUAGACGAUCAAUAUACAGAUGACCACAUUGCAGCAAUGACUGCCACCAGGCGCCAUGACAAGUCUUCCACUAGUAGCAGUCUGGGAAGCAGAGUCUCUAGCACCAUGCGCAACCUGGCUGAAGUUGGAUUACAAGUCAUUCACGAUCUAGAUGAGAAAGCCGCUCGUCACGCUAGAUUCUCUUUGGACAGUCCAAUUCCAAUGGAACCAAAGCCAGUAGUUACGAAUCAAGCAAAUCCUUUCGAAAAGUUUCUACUCACCAUCAAGCGACGAGGUGGACAUAGGAAGACAACCAGCUGUGACAUGCCUAGAAACAGAAUUGAAGGAGAUUUGUUUGAAUCACCAAUCGCCUCACAGAGACCUGGACACAGAAAGUCUCUAUCGGGCAGCUCCUAUGGUUUUGUGAAUAACAUGAAAAGUGUUGGAACCAGUCUUGCAAGCUUUAGCAUUGCACCACGUUCAAGAACAGGCAUGUCAUCUCGCCAUCAACGAACUGACUACAGCAGUAGAGCAUCCUAUGCUGGAAGAGCGUCUGAAGAUAACGGAAAUUGCUUAUCACGGGCAUUUAUCCUCGACAAGGAGGUAAUUAAGCGCAUGGAACAACGUCAAGGUGUUAUUGAGGAAAUUCUAUCCACCGAGAAGGCAUACCUUGAUGAUAUUCAAGCUCUCAUACGUGUCUUCGAAGGUCUCCUGAUCACCAUUCCCAUCCUCUCACAAAGCUUACGCAAGUCCAUUGUUAUUACUCUCAAGGACAUCUGGAACCACAAUAACGAACUCUAUAACGAACUCGUCACAGUUGUGGCUAAUACAAAUAAGUCUUCCGGUGUAGGAGUGGUUAAUCCACCGAGCCACCCUCCAGUCAAGGGACACAAGAGAUGGCAAAGUCUAGGCGAAGCACCUGCUUCGAAUCCUACCGAAAGCCGUGGUCGACACAUUGGUGAUCCGAAGGUUGCGGGAGAGAUUGCAAAGGUCUUUUGUGGAAAGAUCCCGGGAUUGUUCUUGUAUGAAUCUUAUGGAAUCAUGCAUAGUGAGGUUAUGAAGCAGAUCCAUACAUCGUACAGAACUACGGAUGAGUGGAAAGAUUUCAAUCAAGCCAUUCGAUCAACUGAGGAAAUGAUCAUCUCUACUGAUAAUCGAGAGAAUGGCUCCCGCAAAGGAAGACAUUUUGAUGAUUACUUCAUUAAGCCUAUCCAUCGUAUCGCUAGAUACGAAGUUUUGUUUGGUCGUCUCCUAGAACAAAGUCCCGUCUGCGAUUGUCCAGAAUCCUCUACCACCGUUGAGACUGCGCUUUUCCGACUCAAAGAAGUUCACAAGACGAUGAAUUCCGCCGCAGGAAAUCAUCAAAAAGCAACUGCGAUGUCAAGAACAUGGCUAUUGCAAGAUCGUCUACUAUUUACAAGCCAGCCGGAAAGUAGAUCUCGUGAUAAGGUUCGUGUGCUUGAGCAGAAUCAUUUGUGUGGUGUGCUUCAUGUUUGUUGGCAGACGCAAGACACGGUUGCAGGUCGUAAUAUUACUGGACAGUACCUCGUAGCUCUCAUGUACGAGAAAUUCUUCGUUCUUGCUCAGCCUUCUGGAACGCAAGAUGAGAUUUAUGCUAUUCAGGCUUGUAUUCCGAUUAGUGAACUCACUGUUGAGGAUGUUGAUAACGGUAAAGGUAUUAGCUAUUCUUCUCGCUUGGUUUCUCCGAGCUCCAUUGCUCUGCACAGAAAUUCUGACAUGGAAUACCUAGGCUUACAAUGUCACACGGCGCCCCAUUCCUGGAAGAUUGUAUUCGAGCACAUCUCUCAACUCUUCGAAAUGAUAGUCAGCGCAUGCUCUGCAAAGGAAGAAUUGGAGUGGAAGAGCCGUUUGAUCGAUCGUUCUGGCAAGCAAUGCAAUAGCACUGUUCAGCAAGAAAUGACAGCAUCAUUGUCACUUGAUAUCAAGCCGAUGGGAACGGUCUACGGAAAGCCAGGUACUGUUGCUCGACGCAACUCUAUACACAGAGCCACAACAAUGAAAGGUCAAACCACCAUUCCUCUUAGCGUUAUUGUGAGAAACACUUGCGCCACAGUCGAACCAUCUCUCUCAAGCUCCGCUUCCCAGCUCUCGAUCAACAGAUCCCAUUCUCUAGCUGGUCCACAUCGCCCUACAAUCCUCGCUCCAUCCCGCACCGAGCGCGUCCGUCUCGAAACCCUUCUCGCCGACGUCUGGACCCGCGACAUCAUCCCUUACCCCGGCAUGGGCUCCCGACCCCACCGCGAACACACCGUCCGAGCAUCCGCAAGCUCUAUGAUGCGCAAGAUUAGCCACGCGAGUAUCUCCAGCAUCACCAAGCGCUCGGGUAGUAUCGCCAGUCUUCACAAGAGCACAGAAGAUCACACGGCCACCGAGCUGGAUAGUCUCCGACCCAUGGUUCUCAAUCGCCAAGCUCGUCUCAGCUCUAGCGAUAGUAUGCCAUUGCCCGAAGAUGAAUACUCUAUGUGCCAGGAUACAAGCGCUGGAAGACAUAGCUCACGACUUGCUGUGAUUAUCGAUGAGAAGGAGGGUAGUACUGGUACGGGAGCUGCUCGCUCUGCAACUGCCAGUCCAAUCAUGGCGCGUCUAGCGAGUUUCAGGAGCAAGAAGAGCUCGGGAUCGUUAGAUGAUUCGUUGAAUUCGAAGCGUUCUUCUGCUUCGAAAUCUCCGUCUGGAAAGAGUUCGUUGGCUUUACCGAUUGUUACGGCUGCGCAUGGAGAGGAGGUGAGAAAGGAGAAUGUGUUGCAUUCGUCGAUGAUGGUUGAUAAUAGUAGUGGUAGAGAGGAAGCGGCAGGAGAUUUGUUGCAGGCGCAGCAGAGAAAGGGGAGAAAUAGAGCUAUGUUGAUGGAGGGAUUUAAGAAUCUUUUCCGUUAG
Botrytis porri is the source of this 3699-nucleotide messenger RNA. RefSeq lists its product as uncharacterized. NCBI's taxonomy places the organism in Eukaryota, Fungi, Ascomycota, Leotiomycetes, Helotiales, Sclerotiniaceae. Gene Ontology annotation, molecular function: guanyl-nucleotide exchange factor activity. The transcript has 7 exons. The record is from RefSeq and is a predicted model, not a curated record. The coding region runs from base 1 to 3699 and encodes 1232 amino acids.